Messenger RNA from Sus scrofa (pig), 3693 nucleotides. NCBI's taxonomy places the organism in Eukaryota, Metazoa, Chordata, Mammalia, Artiodactyla, Suidae. The record is from RefSeq and is a predicted model, not a curated record.
GCUAGACCCGUGUUCGCAAGGAGCUCGGCGUAGCCGCGUCCCAUCCCGUGCGGGAGCCGGCAGGGGAGACCCGCGCGUCCAGACCGAAGGGGGUAAUGGUUUCCGAUGGCUGCAUGACGUCUCAAAGCCAUCGCAUUUGGUUCAGUCCAGUGCAGGUGCAAAGGGCGGGAAAUAGCGAUGACGUCGCAGGUCGACCUGAGGGACCAGUCCCCAAGAUCUUUUUUCUCAGGCAAAAUGCUUUGAAGAGCUCACCACAUACACAUUCCUGAUUUUCAUUAAAGCGCCUCGUGAAAGUGCUGAUGGACACCUGAUAGCCUACUGCCUUUGUGUGGAAACUGAGAAGAUUUGCUGUGCUGAUUUAACCGCCUGCAAUUUUUUUCUGAUGUUGUCAUGACAAAAAGAAUGCUGAUUCUGUCCAUUUGAACCUCUGUGUGAGCCUGACUUUGCAUAUCCUGGGCAUUCUUCGACCUUCCGUAAAGAUGUCUGAACCCGAUGCUUCAUCUGUGUUCUCAGGAAGCAUGGAGAAUGGAACUUUCCUCCAGCUCUUCCCCACAUCCCUGUCCACAUCGGUGGACCCGUCCUCAGGCCACUUGUCAAAUGUCUACAUCUACGUGUCCAUAUUCCUCAGCCUUUUAGCCUUCCUGCUUCUGCUUUUAAUCAUUGCCCUCCAGAGGCUCAAAAAUAUCAUCUCCUCCAGUUCCUCCUACCCAGAGCACCCAAGUGAUGCUGGAAGUUCCUUCACCAACUUGGAAGUCUGCAGUAUUUCCUCACAAAGGUCCACUUUUUCAAACCUUUCAUCCUGAAGAAAAUGGAAGAAUCCUUCGAUGCUAUGGCCACUUAAGGGGAAGUGUCACAUGAUGCAGAUGCCUCAAGAAAGAAAUGCCCCCGUUUUGAUCUUUUCCACCAAUUAGACCUGUUUCUCCUUCUCCUUCAGCCCUAACUACUGCUGUUCAUGACGCUUUUCAUUUGUGAACGUAGGCACUGAUGCUGAUGGAAAUGCAUGCAGGGUGCAGCUCUUCACCCAGACCACUUGAUGAAUCUGGAACUGGCUUCUUCUCGGUGGAUCAGGCCAUCCCGUUGGACACCUGAGGCAGCACUCACCUGGGGUGGUCUUGCAGAGGACGCUGGAUCUCGGCUCUGCCCUUCUUUUCUUUUAUGAAAUAAGAAUCUGAGUCAGCAGAAACUGGGAAAAUGAGCUAUGUAUAAGGCAUUUUCCAUAUUUAAAAGAUAAAGUGAAAACACCAAAUUAAAAAAAGAAGAGUCAAUUUAGAUUCCAUGCAUAACGUCUCCAAAACCGGAGGCAAAAAUAUGCUAAAUGUUUUAUUUCAUUUACUUUUACAAAUGAAAAUCACAUUUAUUGAUGAAUUAAGUCACACUUGGAAAAGUCUUAGAAGACUUUGACUUUUAAUAGCAAGGCAAAUAUGUGUUAUGAUGCAGUUUGUAAUGUAUUUCUGCCUCUUGGGAAUUUCUCCUACUUAUAGUCAAAAUGCCCUAUAUUUGUGGAAUUCUUUGUGAUAACUGCUGUUGCUAUUACUAAGAGAGGCGCCAGAGGAAACACAGGAACUAUUAUUUUAUGUCUGUAAUUUCCAUCAACGGGGAUCAUACAUAUGGAAAAUAUUCAUUUAGUUGUAUUUUAUACAGUAAUAACUCCUAGUGGUUGUGUAAGAAUGUUCCUUUAUUCAGUUUCACAAUCUUUAUAAAUUUAGUGCAAAAUUAUAUUAAGGCUCCAAGAUGUCAGAUGUUUGUUUACUCGCAUUAGACUGUAAAGCAUAGAAGACACAACUGCUAAUAUCCACGCUUUUAUCUACUUCUUGAAUGUUACGUCUCUGACAAAUUGUGCAUUAAUGUAAUACUCUACAUUAGGAUUCCAGGAUGUGGGUUUAUGUUUAAAGUUGCAGACACUCAAGCUGGGUAGCUGCUGGGAGCUUAGUGAUCCUGGGAGCUGCCAUACUGUGGUCAGCCAAGCACAUCUGAACUAGGGGGCUUUGUCCAUGAAAUGAGGCAUACCCAUGAGCAUAGAUAUGGAAUACAGAUUGGAGCAGGGGUGGGUUAUCAAGCUCCCCUUUAAAACCAAACAAAGCAAACUACAGCUUCUUAAAAGUAAGAAGUUUAAUUUUUAUUUCAUUUAUUUAUUUUUUUUGUCUUUUUGUCUUUUCUAUGGCCACACCUGCAGCAUGGAGGUUCCCAGGCUAGGGGUCGAAUCAGAGGUGAGGCACUGGCCUACACCAGAGCCACAGCAACGUGGGAUCUGAGCCACGUCUGCAACCUACACCACAGCUCUGGGCAACACCGGACCCUUAACCCACUGAGCGAGGCCAGGGAUCGAACCUGCCACCUCAUGGUUCUUAGAUUCAUUUCUGCUGCGCCACUAGGGGAACUCCAGAACAUCCUAAUUUUUUUUUUUUUUGGUCUUUUGUCCUUUUUUUAGGGCCGCACCUGCGGCGUAUGGAGGUUCCCAGGCUAGGGGUCCAAUCGGAACUAUAGCUGCUGGCCACAGCCACAGCCACAGCAACAAGGGAUCCGAGCCGUGUCUUCGACCUACACCACAGCUCACAGCAACACCAGAUCCUUAACCCACUGAAUGAGGCGAGGGAUUGAACCCGCAACCUCAUGGUUCCUAGUCAGGUUGGUUACUCACUGAGCCACGACGGGAACUCCUAAUUUUUAAAGUAAAGCAUCCGCAGUGUAAAUACUGAAAGUAUUCAGCCUACGAGGCCCACUGUAUCAACAUGACCCUGUCUUCCCGUUGUGUUGAUGCAACUACAUCCUUCUUGUCCAAAACCUUUCCUAAUCUCAAGUCGUUGGCCCUCAACCCACCCUUUGGUUUGUCUGUGUGGCAUCUCCAUCCAGAACUGGAAUGGGAUAAAGAAUCCGCCUUUUUCAUAGAGGAUAUCUUUGUCAUUCUACAAUCCUGAGACAGAUGUAAAGUGACAGGGAGGAUCAAAAAGGUUCCAUUUUAAUCCAUAAGCCUCACUUUAAUCAAACCACAUUGCUAUAUCAGAAAUAUCCCCCAAACACCACAAGACCUGCAGAGUUGUUGCCCUAAAAUGUAUAAUUAGUGAAAAUGUUACCUCCGCUGUCAUUUUAAAGCAUAACAUAAAGAAUGUUAUUAUGUAGUAUAAGUGCUGGACAAGAAAAAUUCUGCUAUUUUAGACCAUUAUCAGCAUUCUGUUUGUGUGUGCAUGUGUGUGUGUGUAUACACAACACAUUCUCAGAAUAUAUAUAUAUUUUUUUUUUUUUUCACACACUCCCAAUUAAGAGUUGUGUGAAAGCUGCACAGGAUUAGAGGCAUCUAUGUUAUCACUUUCGCUCUUUGAUUACUCUUGUUCUAUUUUGGUUACCAAGGAAGAAAGGACGUGGAUGAACUGAUAUGAAUAAAUAAAGGAGCAAAUUCGCCCAUAACAAUUCAGUCUUAGUAUGAUCUCUUCUAAGUGGUAGCUUUAUUCUCUUUCCUUCUGGAAGAGAUCUAUUUGUUUUAAAUUUGCAGGCACCUCCCCCCACCACCCUGCCGUGACGGUUCUAGCUCUUAAAGUUAAGUAGAGUGACUGGGAAAAACAUUCGAGGAUGUAAAAUAGAAUUUGUCAUUACCAGCUUCUCAGGAUAACAGAUUGUACAAUUUAAGAUGAAUCUGUGUUAAGAGUUCAGAAAGGUUGGAAGACUGGGUCAUAAAUAAAGCAAUUAACCCCACUGAAA